Oncorhynchus tshawytscha (Chinook salmon) is the source of this 1067-nucleotide messenger RNA. RefSeq lists its product as uncharacterized. The record is from RefSeq and is a predicted model, not a curated record. NCBI's taxonomy places the organism in Eukaryota, Metazoa, Chordata, Actinopteri, Salmoniformes, Salmonidae. The coding region runs from base 441 to 809 and encodes 122 amino acids. Gene Ontology annotation, molecular function: adenine phosphoribosyltransferase activity. The transcript is spliced from 5 exons.
AUAUUAGAAAUGUUGCAAUAACAAUAUCAGGGUCUAGCGCUAAUGAUAAUGAGUAGAGCUCUGUAAGGCCUCAAUGUUAGUAUGUACUCUGUGGCAUGGUCUACACAUUGGCACACUCCCUGGAACCUGAUAUGGGUUGCCAGGUCAGCAGACAGAUUCACAGCCCAGGCUCCUCUGCCUCUUUAACUGUGUGGACUGUUACUACAAAUGGACGCUUUGGCUGUUCCAACAGACAGGGGGAAAGGCUGGUACAUUUCCCUAAUGGCACCAAACACCAGAGGACCAACUUUUGCCUGGUUGGACCCAUCAAGACUCUACUGUAAUUCCCAGGUUCUAGUGAUAUACCUUUAAUUUCUUGGUCCAUUUAUCCAAAGAAGGCUCUGUCAGAUUGUGUGAAGGACCUUCUCUAUCCAUUCCAGAAGGAGGCCAUUGACCUGGUAAUGGGUAUAGAUGCAAUGGGAUUCAUCCUCGGAUCGGCUGUGGCCACCACCCUUGGAAAGGGCUUUCUGGCUAUCUGCAAAGCAGGACACCUGUGCAUACAAACCCAGAGCCAAGAGUACAGUGACUACUCAGACAGAGAGAAGAUGGUGGCGGUUCGCCUGGAUGUGUUAAGGCCAGGGCUCCAGGUGCUGAUAGUGGACCAGUGGAUAGAGACCGGAGGAACCAUGAAGGCUGCUAUCAAACUGGUGGAGCGACAGGGAGCGACUGUUGUAGGUGUUGCUGCUGUGGCCAUUGAGAACAGCGAGGGAGUGACCAGUCCCAUGAUCGCCAAAGUAAGCACGGGGAGUUGGCUCAGGUCUCCAACCUGACUCUGCCACACUUCCCGUGUGCCCCCCAAAUUUUGGGGGGGGCGGCUGCCUCUCGGGCUUCCUUGCCAGCCGUGUUCCCUCGUAUCGCCGGUUCCCUUUUCCUGCUGCCUCCGCUCUCCUGGCUGUUCCCAUGGGAGGCGAUCCCUUCCAGCCAGGAUCUCCUCACAUGUGUAUGAUCCCUUGCCGUCUAGAAUGUCCUCCCAUGUCCAGUCCUCUUUUCCACGCUGCUUGGUCCUUUGGUGGUGGGUAGUUCUGUAA